GUUUGAUCAUACGGUUAGAGGAAGUCGUCUUGGUGUACUCAGUAACUAGUGAUAAUAAAUGAAAACGACCAGACAAAAGGAAAUGUAUCAAGGCCGUCUUCGCUUAAGACCAUGGCUGGAGGAACAGAUACGAUCCAACAAGUACCCAGGACUGGAGUGGGUAGAUGAGAAGUCAGGAAUGUUCCAGAUUCCAUGGAAGCAUGCAGCACGUCAGGGCUGGAACAUUGAGAAGGACGCAGGCCUUUUCAGAAAUUGGGCAAUGCACACAGGGAAAUACAAACCAGGCAUUGACAAUCCAGACCCCAAGACAUGGAAAGCCAACUUUAGAUGUGCUCUGAAUUCACUACCAGAUGUGAAGGAACUUCACAACAAGAGUAUCAAGAAAGGAAACAAUGCCUUUAGGGUCUACCUACUGUUGCCAUCCUUUAAAAUCCCCAAGAAGAGAAAAGUUGUGAAAGAAGAGAUGUAUAGUGAAAUGCAAACAGCACAAGACUGCUCAUAUUAUCCAUCAGACAUUCCCAGGACGGACUGCUGCCACCCUCUGGAGGAAUUUAAUGCGGCCUUCUCUAAAUAUUUGGAUGCUUCAAACAUGCAAAGCAGAUACAAUCCUGCCGCCUGCCACAGCAUAAACAGCUACUGCCCAAUCCAAACAAUGAAAACCCAAUCUCCAGCCAGCCAGAGCCUUUCUUCCAGCUUCACAGACAAAGAAGCCAACAAAGUGAGUUCCUCCAUUCAAGAUGAACAUUCAGACACUAUACAGCAGAUAGUCGAACACCUGACAAAUAUGGAUCAAUGGAACGAUUCGUAUGGCAACAGUAAAAAUUCCAAUUCCUUUGUCACCUUUUUUCAAUGAAGGGAUCGGACAGCCAGGACACUCGACACAAGCUGACUUCUCUAUGAGGAAUGAAGUACAGAAGCCUUUAUUUCCUGAUCAUUUAUGCUCACAUUCAACCAUGAUCUCCAGCACGUAACACCAGAGAAGGCGCUGAAUGCGUUUGUACGGUAGAGAAUAACUUUAUGUCGACAGUGAAUUCUCAAGCCUGUGGAAUCAGGGGAAGUAACUUUGUACUGGAAUAUGGACUAACUUCCAACAAGAACUGGGAAUUGUAUGCACCAGCCUGGCCAAACAGAGGUCAGAAAUACCCAAAAUGUAUUAGUAAAGACCAUUCACCAGCAUGAAGCCAGAUCCCAGUGCAGACACCUCCAUCAACUUUCAACAAUACCAGGGUUCAUCCCCACAUCUUCUCACUGAUCCAGUCAGUGUUCCUUGCACCACUAAUGAGUGGCUUGUGUGCAGCUCCUUGGUAACAAAGUUCAUGAAUGGAUUUUCAUAGACAGCUUUUUGAAACGUGUUUGCCAGUGAUGCAGCCUUCUUCUGAUUUUGUUCCUCUUCAGUAUCCUCUUGCCUCUUGGGGUUAUUUUUAUACCUGAGGCUACAACAAACUAUGGACUUUGGGAUUCCGGUUAGCUCAGCAACCUCACAUAGAGACUAAUGCAGCACCCAAUGGCCAUUUCGCAUUAUGAGUCAGCUUUGGGUUUGUGAGACCGUAACACACACUCAGUGAUCAAUAUGCAAAGCAGAUCAGGUAACACUCACUGUCAUUGUGUGGAGAGUUAUCUAAAAACCUGUCGGAGGUUAGCUUAGAAUCAGCACUGAGCACCUCAGUAAAUGCACUGAGGCCAUUUCAAGGUCCCAUCUCAUUUUCCAUAUAGUAAGGCCAGUCAUUUUUUUUUUCUGGAGGAAAAUGUUCUGGAUACAAGAGCAAGCCAAGAAUACGAGGCUUGUGGCUACAUUCUUCUAAUCGAACAUUCUCUGUUUUUAAAUAUUUUUGCUGUUUAAAAAUAAAACAUCACUGAACUGGAAAAAGAACUAAGACUACAAUUUUUACUCAAGUAUCAUUCGUAUUGUUUGGUUUCCAAUUCUUAUAUUGCUUUUGUUUGACAUUAAAUCCCUGAAUCUUUUUAAAUUUGAGCUCAGCAAGGUUCAUAACAGUAUGUUCUCCAAUAAAGACCAUUAAAACUUCUUCUGGGUAGUUCCACAACUUAGCUUUUUGCAUCAUCAAUGUGAGACUAAUUUGAUUGUUGCCCACCUUCUACGCCUGUGUGAGCUUC
Acipenser ruthenus (sterlet) is the source of this 2112-nucleotide messenger RNA. RefSeq names its product interferon regulatory factor 2-like. Gene Ontology annotation, molecular function: RNA polymerase II cis-regulatory region sequence-specific DNA binding; DNA-binding transcription factor activity, RNA polymerase II-specific. The record is from RefSeq and is a predicted model, not a curated record. NCBI's taxonomy places the organism in Eukaryota, Metazoa, Chordata, Actinopteri, Acipenseriformes, Acipenseridae. Gene Ontology annotation, biological process: immune system process; regulation of transcription by RNA polymerase II. Bases 59 to 853 code for a protein of 264 amino acids. Gene Ontology annotation, cellular component: nucleus. The transcript is spliced from 9 exons.